AUGGCUUGUAAAGCAAAGCUUAUGAUUCCUGAGGAUGAGAAGUACGAAGGAAAGCCAUUUGCCCUUUCACACGCAAGGACCGCCAUUACAACAAUAAAGGCGAAGUUCAAUACGCAGCAGUUACAGAGGUUCGAGGGGAGUUGUUUUGGUCAUCUAUUACUGAUAGAGGACCUGAAGUGGAAUUCACAAGUUGUCCACGGGCUGUUGAUGAGGAAGGCUGAUCCUAAGACAGUUACACAGGUGAACGGGAUAAAAUUCAUUGUGGGUAACAAGUUGACACAAUUCACAGCCCAACACUUUUGCCUCAUCACGGGCCUAAGGUUCGGAAAGCUCCCUUUCAUUCCGAAGGCGACAAAUGAAAACUGCUCCUUGAAGCGAAAAUACUUCAGUAGCAAUAAACCUCCCACCCUUUUGGACCUACACACUGCCUUCAUCGAGUGCACAGAUGAUGACGAUGCGUUAAAGCUUGGAAUGGUCUAUUUUGCCAUUUUUGUGCUAUUGGGUACUGAAAAGCAUGUGCUUUUUGACAUGCGCUAUUUGAAGUUGGCCGAAGACUUAGAAGAGUUGGACAAGUAUCCAUGGGGUGCCGUGUCAUAUGCGAUGACAAAUGCUUCACUUUUGAGGGCAGUUUCUCCUGAUUACCAACGAGUGAAGGUGCCCCAAAACAGAAAAAAGCCCAACAAACGUGGGAAGAAGAGAGCGCAGACAAGAAUGGAAUGCAGUAGAGCCAGAGAGUACAUCAUAAGGGGGUUUGGCUUCGCUCUUCAGAUUUGGGCUUUUGAAGUCUUCCCAGCAUUGGAAGCAUUGCAUUUCACGGUCCAUGAAGACAAUAGGCACAUCCCUCGAAUAUUACAUUGGAGGAGCAACACGGUGGCCCGUUUUCGGGAGGUUAUGAGUCAGGUUUAUGAAAACUUUGAGGUUGAUGUGCAACUUCUCCGGCCGACUGAUAUUGAGAAGCAACAACCUUACUGGAGUUGGGGCGAUGAUGAGAACAAUGAAGAAAUUGUUCAAUUGUUUGGGGAUGAGGGCGAAGACAAAACCAGCACUUCUAGUGAAGAAAAAGAGGCGGAUGUUGAGGAAACAACUACCCUUCCCUCCUCUUCUAAGGGCAAAGGGUCUUUUAAUGACUUUGGCAGGUUGAAGCAUCAAUUAGAAAGCACUAAGGAUGAGUUAGCAAAGCUACGUAGUUCAAAUCGGGGCCUUAGGAACAGAGUUCGUGACUUGGAAGCUAUUGUAGACAAGAACUGUUUGAAGCAUGAGAAGGAGUGUGACAGAAAUAAAAAGGCUAUUGGGGAUUUGACCCUAACAAUUGCUUCAGUGGAACAUUAUUUUAAAUUGGAGAUGGAGGAGUUAAAAAAAUUAUAUGGUGGACAAGGGCAUGAGGAAGUGUGGACUGCUCAGAUGAAUGAAGGAGGGCAGAAUGAAAUGUCACCCUUGAAUGAACUUACUACUCCGACUACAGCAGGGCCUAAAAUGGACGCACAAGUUGCAGGUGAUGGAGUGGAAGCCUUCCCAGGCAUGCAUACAGAACGGGCUGAAAUGGAAGCAACAGUCUAUGGUGGAGUGGAAGGGGCUGAAAGGGAAGCGGAAGUCCCUGCUGAUGGAGUGGAAGCUUUUCUAGCCAUGCAUAUACAAGGGGCUAAAAGGGAAGCCGAAGUCCCUGCUGAUAUUGUGGAAGGCUUCCCAGCCAUGGAAGUCGAAGCCGCUGAAAUUGACACUUCAGUUUGUAACAAACAAGUGCACCAACAACCUCACAAGGUUCCUACUUCGGAAGAUGUGAAGGUUCCUAGUCUUGAAGAUCCCCUCAUUCCUAGUCCGGAAGAUAGGGAAGGGUACAGAGUUAUUUGUAAAACAAUGUUAAAUUUGUUAGAGGAUUGGAAUAAGAAAGAAAUUCAGGGGGUGGGACGGAAGGCGAGGCCUCCCAUGGAAACUAGUAUAAAUCUGGUUGGUGAUGAAGGGGACAAGGAGGCUAAUGCCACGGUUCAGAAACCAGAUGCGGAAGGCAAAGGAUGCAGACUGAAGCGGCCCGCGAAAACAUUGUUGAGUCCAUUCACUGAUCCCUCCAGGAAAAAGAGGCCGACUACUGGUUUUCAUGCACAGACACCUGAGGCCCGUUUUGAUCCAACACAACCCGUGGCCAUGGACGAUGUGAAGGCUAUGAUACAAGUUUGCAAGGCUUGGAAAAGUGACAUCAGUGCGGAGCUGGAGCUCGAACCAUUUGUAGUUGGGGCAGAUUUUUUUUACAAACUUGUAGAUGAAACUGCAUGGAUGAGCUCGAGGCACCUUGACAUGGCCAUGUUUCUAAUACGCAAAAGACAACUCUCUCAUCCUCAAGUAUUUGGAACGGAGUGGACAACUGCCGAGUUUUGUCUGCAGCAAUUUUUACAGCCAUUUACACCGCCAAGUGCGAAACGAGUUACGAGGAAACAAAUUGCUUCAAUGACUGUUGACCCUCCCCCUAACUACCUCAGAAAUAUACACCACUUUGUCUGGGGUUCAUGGCAACAUGGUUAUGCACAAGCAUGGACGAAAGUCCGCAAGGUCUAUCUCCCGUAUAAUGUUCGACAGUCCCAUUGGGUGGCUGUAGAAAUUGACUUUGUCAGACAUACUGCCACUGUCUACGACUCGUAUACUGUUUUUACCUCCAACACAAUGCUUGUCCGACAGAUGGAGCCUAUUACCCAGACGCUUGCAAAGGUGUUGUAUGACAUGAGGUUUUAUGAGAAAUCAGAGGUUGAAGCGGUGAAGAAAAAGGGGAUUGACAUGCCAACGUUUAACCCAUUCACAAUUUGCAGAAUUUCCAAUGUUCCUCAGCAAAGUGAUGGUAUGUGCACUUCUAACUUCUGUACUUCUCGGGUGGACAGUACCUCAUGUGGCAUUAUGACCGUCAAAUUUAUUGAGUAUCUCAGUGCUGGCAUUCCUUUUAAUACCAUUGACCCAACCAAGUUUGGCUACUACCGAUUGAAGCUUGCAAUCGAGGCUCUCAGGGGAGAGGCCUAUGUAUGA
This is a messenger RNA of Prunus armeniaca (apricot), 3006 nucleotides long. NCBI's taxonomy places the organism in Eukaryota, Viridiplantae, Streptophyta, Magnoliopsida, Rosales, Rosaceae. The record is from the annotation of a GenBank genome assembly.